This is a messenger RNA of Hibiscus syriacus, 670 nucleotides long. RefSeq lists its product as uncharacterized. The coding region runs from base 101 to 670 and encodes 189 amino acids. The transcript is spliced from 3 exons. The record is from RefSeq and is a predicted model, not a curated record. Lineage: Eukaryota; Viridiplantae; Streptophyta; Magnoliopsida; Malvales; Malvaceae.
AAUUUCCAAAUUUUGAUCUUUCUUUUUCAAUAACCCGAUUUGAUAAUUUCCUAAUGUUGUGGUUCAUUGCAAGAAAAAAGUAGAAAGUUUUCAACAAAAAAUGGCAGUUUCUUUUUCUGGGUUCCCGUGGUGGUUUCGGAGUGUUGGGAAGAAAGAUAAACAGCUUAUUUCAAAUGAGUCUUCUUUGAUUUCUUCAUCGUCUUCUUCUGACACAGUUAAAUUCCAAACAAAGAUAUCCCCUUCAAAGGGAAAGUGGCCAGUUGGUGAGAAGACAAGGGUGGUUCAAUCGGAUGGUUUGCUUUUAUCUGGACAUGAAUCUGAUGGUCCAGAAUGGUCCAUUGGAUGGGAAGAACCCCAUGGUCCUGGUUUUCAAGUUAAUGAUGAUGAUGGUGGUGGAUUUGCUGUGCUGGUUCCUUGUUAUAAGCCUGGUUGCAAAGAACUUGUACAAGGCCCUAAUAACCAUCUCUUGAGUGCAAUCAAGAAUCUCUCCAAUGACUUCUCUUCAGAGGGAAGGGACUCCAUCCAGCAGUGGUUUGCGCAUAAUGCAAGAAAAGGUGUCCGGUACUGGCAAGAGGCAAUGAUCUGCUUUAGAUUCCAGUGGAAACAUGAAGAAAAUGGUUGCUCUUGUUUUUCAGUUUCUGUAAAUAAUUAUGCUGUAAAUAUGCAGUAA